GUUCGCAGGCAUCACUGUCAUCUCUUUUCUUCCGCGUUCAUCUAUUCACUCAAACUGAUCACAUCGCAGACCUUCGCUGGUUCUGUCGCCGACUUCGGGUCUUUCAAAGUUGAUCUCACCCUUUCGAAGUACCUUCAGAUCCCAUCACCUCACAGCUUUUGCGCCUCACCUAAGCAAUCACCUCCCCCUUACUAUUCAUCCACAAUGUCUGCUGAAGAAGAUCUCAUCGAUUAUUCCGACGAGGAGCUCCAAGCCACCGAAGCCCCAGCCGCCGGCGCGACCAAUGGAGCCGCAAAGAAAGGCGACCUGACCGUUACUGGUGGAAAGACAGGAGACAAGGGCAAAGGCAGUUAUGUCGGCAUCCAUUCAACAGGUUUCAGAGAUUUCCUGCUCAAGGGCGAAUUGCUCCGAGCCAUCACCGACUGCGGUUUCGAACAUCCUUCGGAGGGUUAGUCAUUCAUUCUUGCAAGCAAAUAUCCCUCCACGUUCUUCCUGCUGCGAGAGUCCGUCCAUCUCCAAGAUCAAGAAAGCAUAAAUUCAAGAAAGAUAUACGCGUUUGCAAAGUUGUCUCAUACGGUAUCCGAUGCUGCGGGCGGAAAAUGACAAGCAAGGAUCCUUUCGGUCACCUUCGGGUUCAUCUUGAUGCUAUGCCAGCAAACGCGAUCCUACACCCGACUGCGAGAGCAGUGAGGGUCUAUGGCUUCGCUUCUGCGAUCGGAUUGACAUGCUGAGAAUGCUGUCAAUAUCGGUGCGCAUGUUCUGGCCGAUAUUGCGCCUUCGAGGUAACAUUCGAGUGGCACAGCGUCUCUGAGGUGGGGCUGCUGGUAGUUGCAAAAGAACCGGCUUUGAUUUCCUAAAGAGGAGGAACACGGCCUAUACUAUGCUACGAUCAAGGAGAUGGAUGGACCGACCUGCCAUGCUGUUUCGUCGUCUUACAAAUUCAUUGGCCGAACAAGUCUAACAUCCCCGAUUACUGCAGUCCAACAAAAGUGUAUUCCGCAAGCUCUUCUCAGCACCGACAUUUUGUGCCAAGCCAAGUCUGGUCUUGGUAAGACUGCGGUCUUUGUCUUGACGACAUUGCACCAGCUUGAGCCAGUCCCUGGAGAAUGUUCCGUCCUGGUCAUGUGUCAUACUCGAGAAUUGGCCUACCAGAUCAAGAACGAAUAUGCACGAUUCAGCAAAUAUCUGCCAGAUGUGAAGACCGCUGUCUUUUACGGCGGUACACCUAUUCAGAAGGAUAUCGAGCUCCUCAAGAACAAAGAGACGUUCCCCAACAUCAUUGUCGGCACUCCUGGUCGAUUGAACGCACUGGUCCGUGACAAGGUCCUAUCUUUGCGAAGCGUCAAGUGCUUUGUUCUCGAUGAAUGCGACAAGAUGCUGGAGCAAAUUGAUAUGCGUCGUGACGUCCAGGAGAUCUUCCGAUCGACUCCAACCGAGAAACAAGUCAUGAUGUUCAGCGCCACUCUACCUAAGGAGAUCCGCCCCAUUUGCAGAAAGUUCAUGAGGCAUCCUCUCGAGGUCUUUGUCGACGAUGAGACCAAACUUACCCUGCACGGUCUGCAACAAUACUCAAUCCGACUCAGCGAAGGCGAGAAGAACCGAAAGCUCAAUGAUCUCCUCGAUAAUCUUGAAUUUAACCAAGUCAUCAUCUUCGUCAAGAGCACCAUUCGGGCCACCGAACUCGACAAGUUGCUUCGCGAAUGCAAUUUCCCAAGUAUUGCAGUGCACUCGGGAGUCAGCCAAGAGGAGCGUAUCAAGCGGUACAAGGAGUUCAAGGAGUUCAACAAGCGUAUCUGCGUCGCCACCGACGUUUUCGGACGUGGUAUCGAUAUUGAGCGCAUAAAUCUGGCCAUCAACUACGACUUGCCGCUCGACGCUGACUCAUAUCUCCACCGUGUUGGUCGUGCUGGUCGUUUUGGUACCAAGGGUCUCAGUAUCUCAUUCGUCGCCAGUGAAAAGGAUGAAGAGGUGUUGCAGCAGAUCGAGGAGCGCUUUCAGGCGAAGGUUCCUCCAUAUCCUGAGGGUGGUGUUGAUUCAAGCACCUACAUGGCUUCUUAAGUUGUGAAAAGUCGACCCUCUGUUUCCAAGAAACUUUCCUCAACUGUGUGACAAUACUGGUGGUACUAGGCUAGGUUGAAAGGUGGAAAGCAAGGGAAAUUGAGAAAGGGAGCCUUUUAACGUUGAACACUCGACGGACAAAAGCUUGCAUAACUAUCAAUGUGUUCAGUCUUAGUCAGUGCUUUCUGAAUCAAAAUGACGCUUCUAGAUUA
Molecule: messenger RNA, 2270 nt
Organism: Exophiala xenobiotica
Lineage: Eukaryota; Fungi; Ascomycota; Eurotiomycetes; Chaetothyriales; Herpotrichiellaceae
Product: ATP-dependent RNA helicase sub2, variant
Exons: 3
Coding region: 898-2058 (386 amino acids)
Biological process (GO): mRNA splicing, via spliceosome; mRNA export from nucleus
Molecular function (GO): RNA helicase activity; RNA binding; ATP binding
Source: RefSeq, a predicted model, not a curated record